This is a messenger RNA of Sceloporus undulatus (fence lizard), 945 nucleotides long. Its product is annotated as olfactory receptor 4S2-like. Gene Ontology annotation, molecular function: G protein-coupled receptor activity; olfactory receptor activity. Gene Ontology annotation, cellular component: membrane. NCBI's taxonomy places the organism in Eukaryota, Metazoa, Chordata, Lepidosauria, Squamata, Phrynosomatidae. The record is from RefSeq and is a predicted model, not a curated record. Gene Ontology annotation, biological process: G protein-coupled receptor signaling pathway.
AUGGAGACCACAAAUAACGUGACAAAAUUUAUCCUUUUGGGAUUCUCUCAGAAUGACCAGAUUCAGAGAGCUUGCAUUCUCCUCUUUCUGCUCAUGUACUUAGUCAUUGUGGUGGGCAACCUUCUGAUCAUGGUCACUGUGAAGUCCAGUCAGCACCUCUCCACACCCAUGUACUUCUUCCUUUCUGUUCUGUCCUUUGUAGACAUUGGCUAUUCCUCUGCAACUGUAUUCAAUCUGAUAGUAGAUUUCCUCAAUAAGAAGAAGUCUAUUUCUUUCAAAGGCUGCAUUACACAGAUCUUUUCUGUGCAUAUUUUUGGCUGCACUGAAAUCCUCAUCCUCACAGUCAUGGCUUAUGACCGCUAUGUUGCCAUCUGCAAACCCUUCCACUACACCUCCAUCACCUCCACCUGUCAUCAGCUGGUGGUGACCACAUGGUCGGGAGGACUUGUGCAUUCCUUGGUGCAGACCCUCCUCACCAUAAAGCUGCCUUUCUGUGGGCCCAGUAAGAUUGACCACUAUUUCUGCGAUGUAUACCCUUUGCUCAAGCUGGCCUGCAGUGACACCCACAUCGUUGGGGCCUUGGUUGUUGCCGAUACAGGUAUGAUUGCUUUGGGCUGCUUUGUAGUGUUGGUGGUGUCUUAUGCGGUCAUCUUAUUCACUCUCCAGGUAGAGGGCAGGCACAAGGCCCUCUUCACUUGUGCUUCUCACAUCACAGUGGUGCUGCUUCUAUUUGGGCCCUGCCUCUUCAUCUAUGUCCGCCCUUCCACUACCUUACCAGUGGAUAAAGUUUUUUCUCUCUUUUACACUAUCCUCACUCCCAUGUUGAAUUUGAUCAUCUACAUUCUGAGGAACACCGAAAUGAAAAAUUCCUUGAAAAAGUUGUGGAAAAGACAAAGUGAUGUUGUGAACCAAAAUAAAUGGGGUCAGUGCCCAGCUAAAAAGUGA